This is a messenger RNA of Rodentolepis nana, 1725 nucleotides long. NCBI's taxonomy places the organism in Eukaryota, Metazoa, Platyhelminthes, Cestoda, Cyclophyllidea, Hymenolepididae. The record is from the annotation of a GenBank genome assembly.
UCAAAUACGUUAAUCUCACCGAAAAUGGAAUGGGACGAAGUUGAAACUGCAGAACUUUUUCAAAAGUUUGAGUCAUUCGCUGCUGCAAAAUUUACGGAGCUUCGACAAAAGCACUGGAAGGAAUGCACCGCUGCAAUUUCGGAUGUAAGAAAAAUGAUAACUGAGCUUCGAGCAGGUAAGGUGUCUUUUGAUUUUGACCUUUUGUUAGAUUUCGAAGAAGGACUAAGUAGAGUUAACUCCGAGAAAGCCGAACUGGAGAAAGAACUCGAAAAAUGUCAAGAAAUGAUAGAGGGGAAGAACUUAGAACUGCUUGGUUUACGUCGUCAAUUAAGAAGUUACAAUUUAUCAAAAAAUAUCUGUAAGAAAUGCGAAUGUGUGGUACCUGAAGUUGAAGGCAAACUGGAAAAGGAGCAAACUGAUCAGGGUGGUAGAAAAAGGGCAAGGUUUAACUUGUCAUUGUCUUCCUCAGAGUCUCCCGAUGCACCCAUCGAUUCAAAUGGUGGACUAACGAGAAAACCAUCGGAAAAACGUCUUUGUCUUGCAACGUCCAAUGGUCAAGUGGCUGUUGAGAUCAACAAACAGAAAAACGGUAGCAACAAAAAUGGUUGUGGUGAUGCACCUAACGUGCUUGUUCCCGAGACCCAACAGGAAUCACCAAGUAAUGGUUCACCGGAAUCACGAACUCUCACUGACGGUGUAACAACUCAUAACAACAGUGAUGUGGGUGUCAAACCAGAAGAAGACGGCGAUCAGUCAAUACAAACUCCUAUGAGUGAUCCUCUUUCUCGACGAACCUUUGGUCUCUCUGCGCUCAGUCCACCCUCCACUUAUUACGACGCAUCGGCUGCCAUUCGCAGAGCUGUCAAUCACCUUGAUUUGGCUAAUUAUGAGCCCUCUAUUAUCGCUACGCCUUCUCAAAUAUCCAAACAGUCAAGGAAUAGAGUAGGUGGGCAAAGGGCUGCUGGGCAUGCCUCGCGACAUGUACACAAGAAGACCUGUCGUCAUUACCAGUCUCCACCUAAACGUCCCACCACGGGUCGACGGUCUAAGCCUGUCUUGGCUAACGAUUUGCUCAGCGAUGCAACAGGAGCCGAUUUGACCUUUCCAUCAAUUUCCACCUUCGCUGAGGCUGCAGAUCCAAAACAACCUACUGCUGCUGCUGCUGCUUCCAAAGAUCCCGAAGCUGCUCUUAUGCCUCCACCUCCGCCCCCAGAUAGUAACGUCCGAGUUACAAGGCGUUCGUUGAAGCGUGGUGACAUUGACAAUCUGCCAUCUCUGGGUGGGUCACCUACUGCUCAAAAGAAUAUUGAAACGCAGUUGCCCGAUGGCCAAGCCAAUCCAUCGAAAAGAAACUCGAAUGCGAACAGAGCUGCUUUAUCACCCAACAACAAUAAGGGUUUUGGUAUAAACCAAUGCAAUGAGUGUGUAGAGUACCUCCGAUCCGUUGGGCUCUCACCAAGUAUGAUUCAACAGCACUUGCGAACCACGGCUCGCCAUACUCACUUGAGUCCUCGAGGGAGAAAAUGCUCAUCAUUUGGGGUCGGCACUUCUGCACUCUCCACCCCUCACGAUUUUUGGUCCAUUGGGGCUCUUAGUCCUCCGACAGUGUUGUCGUCACAAAACAACCGAAGAAGUUCUGCCCAAUCAUCUCGACGACCUGACGUAGGAGCUGCUUUGAGAAGACUACGUCGAAGACGACCUCUUGAAAUGCCCAAGAGGAGUUAA